This is a messenger RNA of Ictalurus punctatus (channel catfish), 4817 nucleotides long. RefSeq names its product collagen-like protein. Bases 2264 to 4186 code for a protein of 640 amino acids. NCBI's taxonomy places the organism in Eukaryota, Metazoa, Chordata, Actinopteri, Siluriformes, Ictaluridae. The transcript is spliced from 25 exons. The record is from RefSeq and is a predicted model, not a curated record.
UGUAAUUCAGCAUUUGUGAGUUUGUAGGCCUGACUGUUCUGCUGCAGUGUUCCAGUUUACAAAUGGAGCCAAAGUCACAGAUUACUCACAUUUAUAACCAUGUGUCAUCCUUUCAUGAUUUUAUGUGGGUAUAGUUAAAAUUUUGUUAACAAGGUAUUGCAUUGUUCUACCAAUCUGUUUUAACUUCAAUAUUCAACAUAAUUUGAAAAAAUACAAACAAAAGACCUUACUGUUGGAGGAGCUAAUGGAAGAGCUUUAUAUGUCAAUGAAUCAUGUGGUGUCAUUGUUAACAUUUUAAGGUCCAUUAAGUGUGCGAAGGGUUAGCACUCCAUCCAGGGUGUCCCCCACCUUGUGCCCAGAGUCCCCUGGGAUAGGCUCCAGUCUUCCCGCAACCCUGUGUAGGAAAAGCGGUACAGAAAAUGGAUUUAUAACUGAAAAGGGGCAUUUCACUGUAAAAUUCUAGGAACAGUCCCACUGAAACUGUUGCUACAGUUGAAUUCAUGACAUCAUCAGCAGACAUGGCAAAUAAUACAUUUUCAUCUUCUGAGUAAAAUUUGAAAGCUCAACAGAUGAAGAUAAAAAAGGAAGAAGGUAUCCAGAUUCACCGGGCGCACCUUUAAUGCGAAUGUACAAAUCACAGGGAAUGUACAAAUGUUCGGGAUCUAAUUCCAUUUGCAGAGAAAAACAAAACAAAUUAUUAUGACCAUAUUGUGUCUGAAAUGUCACUUUCUCAAUAUUAAUGUCUUCUUUUUAAAAAAAAAAAAAAAAAAAAAACUUGUAUAAAAGCAAUCUCACACUCACAAUCAUAAUAUUGGCACACGGCCGAAUCAAGGCUGUGCCGAUAUUCAGUAUGAACACACUCUUUCUUGUGCAAUGUUGCUUAAUUAUCUAGUACAUUAGUUAUCACUAAGAAAAAAACGUUACAAAUAACUUUUUUAGCAUUAAUAAAUAAGCAGUAUUAACAAAGUACAUUUGCACAUGUAUUCAUUGACAUGUUAACAAAAUAAACCUUCAUAUUGACUGUUUGACUGUUCAAUCCACAAUUAAAUACGGCCAAAAGUAUGUGGAGACGUGACCAUCACACCCAUAUGUGUUCCUUCUCCAAACUGUUGCCACAAGGUUGGAAGCACACAAUUGUAUAGAAUGUCUUUGUAUGCUGAAGCAUUACAAUUUCCCAUUACUGGAAUUAAGAGGCCCAAACUAGUUCCAGCAUAACAAUGCCCGUGUGCACAAAGCGAGAUCUGUGAACACACGAUUUGCCAAGUCUCUAGUGGAAGAACUUGAGUGACCUGCACAGAACCCUGACCUCAACCUCACUGAACACCUUUGGGAUGUGCCCCAGGCUCGUUCACUCAACAUCAGUGCCUGACCUCAUUAAUGCUCUUGUGGCUGAAUGAAAAAAAAUAAAAUUACCACAGGCAUGCUCCAAAAUCUAGUGGAAAUCCUUCCCAGAAGAGUGCUGGUUAUUAUAACAGCAAAGGGGGAAUCUGUGAUCUGUACUGUGAUGUUCAAAAAGCACAUAUGGGUGUGAUGGUCAGGUGUCUGUAUAGUCCAUAUAGUUUGCAACAAAUAAUUUGCAGCAUGUUUUUAAAUGUUGAUAACUAACUGAACUGGUCUCGAAGUAUACAUACUGAAAUUUGCUUCAUCCUCACUUCUGAAAUUUGUCAGUUAACAAACCAUAAACAUGUUAAUUAAGGUGUUCAUUUUGAUUGAUGUGACAAACAUUGGUGUUUAUUUGUUUUUUUAAAUAAAAUUGCCAUAUUACCAAGUGUGGUACACACCAUUAUGAUGUGUUUAUACUGAAGUUCAUGGAUUGUUCAUGUUAAGUAACGUGCUAAAUUAUGCCAGCUAUUGAACCCUUAAUGUAAAGCAUUACCAAGUUGCUUUUUGCAAAAUAAAAAUGACAAAUGAAUCGCAGUUGUAAGAAUCAGAUGUGCUCCCAUCAUCCUUAUAUAUCGCUUUGUUCUCAUUUUCUGCACCUUGGCCCAUAGCCAUUCAGUGUCUUGCCUGGCUUUAUGUGUGUUUGAGAAUGGUUCAGGUAUUUGUCACCCAGCUGAGGAAAGGAUGGAUCGUGGACCAGCCUGAUGAGGUCUCAGCAGCGCUGCAUGGCUCUCUCUCAGCACUGUGGGUCCAAUAUUGUUUGUGAGGUUGGAGAAUGCUGUGAAGAAGUCAGACAUACACGGAGCUCUGUGUUCUCACACAGCCCAAAACGGUAAGCCUGUGUGGGGAGAGAGGCCGGUUUCAGUGGGAAUUAAACCCCAGAAUGAAUCCAGAGCAGGAAGGCCCAUUGGCCAUGGGAGGCUCCAGGGUGAAGGUGUGGGCUGUGUCUCUAGGCUUAGUGCUCUUGCUGUGUGUGCUCCACUCCAAUGCCCAGGAAGACUACUCCAGCGGUAACAAUUCAGGUGAAGACCAUACAUAUGAUGGUUCUCAAGUAAAUGGAUAUGAAGGCGAGUCUGGAGACCCACAGCCUGGCGUCACCAUGAUCACAGAGGAGACCUACCCUUAUGCCAGCACCACUGAGUCAUACGACUAUGCCAAAGAGGUGACCACUUUGACAACCCAUGUCCCGUAUGGAGAGGAUGCUGAUCUGGGGGAGGAAGGACCCACUGAGUGUGACUGUGAACCAGGCGAGCCUGGGUUUGCUGGCUUUCCUGGUCCCAAGGGAUCUGUAGGCCCAAAAGGAAAACAGGGAUUCCCUGGUGCUCAAGGCAGAGAGGGUUACAAAGGAACCAAAGGAGUUCGAGGUCAAGGAGGAGAUCCGGGACCUGACGGUGAUCCUGGACCUGAUGGAGAGGAUGGUGCAUCUGGUUUCUCUGGUGCAACGGGUUUACCUGGCCUUCCUGGAGACCCAGGUGAGAGAGGAGAGCCUGGAUUAAAGGGUGAUGUUGGGAUGGAAGGUCCUAUUGGAGGAGUUGGGCUUCCAGGAGAGAUUGGCCCAGCUGGUCCAAUUGGCCUACCAGGAACUGUAGGAGGUAAAGGUGUUAAGGGAUCAACAGGAAAACCUGGGAAGCAGGGGCCCCAGGGACGACAGGGACCAAAGGGUCAGACUGGAGCACCUGGUUUUCCUGGCGAUGUUGGGGAACGGGGUUACACUGGUUAUCCUGGAAUAGCAGGAGACAGGGGAGUGCUAGGACCAAAGGGUGAUGAAGGAAUUAGUGGCAUGCCAGGAAGAGAUGGAGAGUCUGGAGACGAUGGUCCACUAGGAGUUCCAGGAAUUGAAGGGCCACAAGGGUCAUUUGGUGCAAAGGGUUUGAAAGGGGAACCUGGACAGAGGGGACCUCCCGGGAGAGUAGGGGCUAGGGGCCCACAAGGGGAAAGCGGCGAUUCAGGGAUUCCAGGAAAGCCAGGUCCAAAAGGCCUGAAAGGUCCAGCUGGUGCCAAAGGGGAAACUGGAGAAGAUGGCAUUAAGGGUGAAGGCGGAAGAAAAGGCAUAAAGGGUGUUAAGGGAGAAAAGGGAAGUUCAGGCUCCCGGGGUGACAAAGGGCAGCAAGGAGAGAAAGGCUAUGUCGGACCUGUUGGACCUGUUGGUCGAGUGGGACCUCCAGGUGUCCCUGGCCCCAGAGGUGACACUGGUCCUGUUGGGGACAUGGGUGUGAAAGGACGCAGUGGACCAAAAGGAAACACAGGUGAAAUUGGUCCUAGUCUGACGGAUGAGCAAGUACUGCAGCUGUGUCGAGGUGUGGUCACUGCCCAGAUCUCCCAGUAUGCCUCCUCUAUUCAAGCUAAGUGUUCACAAGGCUGUCCUAUUAAUAACCACACCCUAAUUGGACCACCCGGAUCCCAAGGGCCUCCUGGGAAUACAGGCAGAAGAGGAAGAGCUGGCAAAGCUGGAGCUAAAGGAGCCAAAGGGCCUCGAGGUGUAACAGGUGUAGAAGGACAGAAAGGAGCACAGGGUGACAGAGGAACAAAAGGUCAAAAAGGACAGCAAGGUGACCCUGGCCAAGGACUUCCUGGGCAAGAUGGUCACCAAGGCCUCAGAGGGUUUCCAGGUUAUCCAGGAGUGCCUAGGAAUGGACUUGAGGGACCUCAAGGGCCUCAUGGGUUCCCAGGUCCUGUGGGUCAGCCAGGUAUGGCUGGUAGUCCAGGUGUACCAGGAGUGUGUGAGGCACGGGACUGUAGCAUUUAUGCACCUGUUGUACGCAAAGAGCAAGGACUAGUAAAGGGCCCUCAAAGUUCUGGGAUUUAAGCACAAACAAGGAUGCUUAGCAUUUGGCCUGCUCCACAAGAGUAACGUAACCAAGUGGCGGUCCAGCGCACAUUUUGGAAGACUUAACUGGAGAGAAAAAGCUGAGCAAAACCUCCUUGAGAACUUUACCGUUUUCAUUUUAACAAUCUGUCUCUGCAUUUUCUCUAAAGGAUAGACAGACGUGUGACUGAAUAAAUGCAUUUAAGUGUAUAAACUCAGAACGGUAAAAACGCCUUGUGCCUUAUUAUGUGUGGGAUAAGUCUGAUGAUGUUUUCAGUAUCAGAGAUGCUGUGGUUCCACUGCAAAUAAAGAAGACAUGUAAAUAAUAUUGUAAUACAUCUUAUGUACAUGUACUGUUUUCCUAAAUACCAUUGUUCAAGAUAAACAUGUGACUUUUUCCAAAUUUAGUCCUGACUUAUUUAGUAACCAUGUGAAUGUGAGAAAUAAGAACACCUAAAGAUCAACAAAAGAGCAAAGUAAGAUAAGAUUUAUUUGUGCAUAAUUUUUUUUAUUUCAUUUUGUAUAAUUACACACACACACACACACACACACACCCACACACACACACAAACAGACACACACAUAUUAAUAUAAUGUUUUUUAUUUAUUUAUUUCAAAAUUACAUGAAUGC